Aspergillus homomorphus CBS 101889 is the source of this 980-nucleotide messenger RNA. RefSeq lists its product as uncharacterized. The coding region runs from base 46 to 861 and encodes 271 amino acids. Gene Ontology annotation, cellular component: EMC complex. The transcript is spliced from 3 exons. NCBI's taxonomy places the organism in Eukaryota, Fungi, Ascomycota, Eurotiomycetes, Eurotiales, Aspergillaceae. The record is from RefSeq and is a predicted model, not a curated record.
CUUACCUUUUCUCACUCCUUCCCCUUCAAGCCAACGACUGCCAAUAUGCGCCUAGUCACCAGCUCUACUGUGCGGUUCUUCUUCAUCUUGCUGUCUGCACCAGUGUUGGUGUUUUCAGCCCUCACGAUCACUAUCCCCUCCUCGAAUCUGCUCCCCAAUCCUCACGCUCUUCCCGCUGGAUCUCAUGCGACUCUGACCACGCUGCCAUCCUCACCCUCGCCCUCUCAACUCAUCGCAUCCCUCACCCGCUCCGCGACCUUUGUCUUCGCCGAGCUCCCAACCCAAUUGAAAGCCCAGUCCUAUCUGCUUGACAUUCGCUCCUCCGACUUCAUCUUUGCUCCAUACCGCGUCGAUGUUGCAACCGAUGGCAGCAUUCUCGGCAUCUGGGAGACUUUCCGAGCCAAUCCUUGGGACAACCGUGGCCCGGAGAAGUACAUUCUCGACGCCACUAUUGCUGCCGAGCAGAGUGGAGGGCACUCCAUCAUGGCCACCCCUGACGUGACCAUUGAGGCCCGAGUUUUGGCAAGAAGAAACUUUUACGAGGAACGCCCCCGCUUCUCACCUCUAUCGCUAUUCAAGAAUCCUAUGAUCCUACUAGCUUUAGUUGCUCUGGGGUUUACCUUCGGCAUGCCAAAGUUGAUGGAGAACAUGGAUCCUGAGAUGCGUGCCGAAUUCGAGAAACAAUCUCGCUCCUCCCCGAUUACGGGCGCAACACGCAACGCCAUGACCGGCGGUGCGGCGUCCGGCAAAUUCGAUUUGGCGGGAUGGAUGGCCGGGGCCACUCCCAGGCCCGCACCUGGCACUGAAGGGGUUGCUGCAUCGGGCAGGGAUACAGGGGUUGCAUCGCGUAGAAGGGGUUAGGUGGGAAAGUCCUGCAGUGUGAGGUGUGGAAAGGCUGGUUUGAAAGAACGCAACGAGCGUAUCUGACUGUGAACCUUUUGUCCGGUGAAUAUGUACUCAUCCUCGUGUCAAUUGACCUG